This is a messenger RNA of Alternaria triticimaculans, 984 nucleotides long. RefSeq lists its product as uncharacterized. The transcript has a single exon. The record is from RefSeq and is a predicted model, not a curated record. Gene Ontology annotation, cellular component: cytoplasm. Lineage: Eukaryota; Fungi; Ascomycota; Dothideomycetes; Pleosporales; Pleosporaceae. Bases 1 to 984 code for a protein of 327 amino acids. Gene Ontology annotation, biological process: sucrose biosynthetic process; fructose 1,6-bisphosphate metabolic process; fructose metabolic process. Gene Ontology annotation, molecular function: fructose 1,6-bisphosphate 1-phosphatase activity.
AUGUCGCAACCCGUGGACGUCCCAACCCAUCUCAACUCCCUCAUCACCUCUUCACAUCCUCAACUGCGCGAUGCAGUCCUCCCAAAGCUUCUCAGCUCAAUCCACACAAUAGCCGGCCACCUGCGCACCUCCCCAUCGGUAACCCAAGUCGGAACCGCCAAUGCCUUCGGCGACGACCAACUGAACGUGGACGUGCUGGCCGAAGAAGCGAUCCGCAAAACCAUCGAUUCAUGCCCAGCAAUCGUAACAGCCUCCAGCGAAGAAGACCCCGUUGAAAAAUCAUCGAAAUCUACCAGCAGCGAAGAUUCAGGCAAAGAAGUCUACACACUCGCCUUCGAUCCGCUAGAUGGCUCCUCCAUUAUCGCACCAAACUGGAGUGUAGGCACGAUAAUCGGGGUCUGGGAAGGGGCCUCUGCUUUACAUCAAUCGCCCGAUGCAAAGCAAAUCGCCUCGAUACUGGGCGUACUGGGCCCGCGUACUACCGCCAUUGUCGCCCUUCGUUUACCAGGUACCAAGGGAUCAUGUUUCGAGGUCGGAUACGCAGAUGACGGCACCAUGCAAGUCAUCCGCCCAGACGUGCAGUUGACGGAAGCCGCUGAAGUAAAGACGCGAUACUUCGCCCCGGCCAACAUGCGCGCAGCGGCCGAGGACCAGAGGUACCUGAACCUGGUCAACCGUUUCAUUAUGCAAAAGUACACGCUGCGAUACAGCGGCGGCCUCGUUCCGGAUGUUGUACAUGCGCUGGUCAAGGGCCAUGGUGUUUACAUUUCUCCGGUCACAGAGCAGAGCAAAGCCAAGCUUAGACGACUUUAUGAACUAGCGCCUAUCGCGCUGAUUCUGGAGUGCGCUGGAGGUGCGGCGUUGGAUUCUGCGACAGGGAAGAGGGUGCUUGAGACAGCGAUUGAGGAUACGGACGAGAGGGGUGGGUUGAUCUGUGGAAAUAAGGAGGAGGUUGAGGCUGCUGCGAAGUCUUUACUUCAGUAG